Tuber aestivum (summer truffle) is the source of this 2190-nucleotide messenger RNA. NCBI's taxonomy places the organism in Eukaryota, Fungi, Ascomycota, Pezizomycetes, Pezizales, Tuberaceae. The record is from the annotation of a GenBank genome assembly.
AUGCAUAUCCGUGCACGUCCCGGGACCCGAGAAAAAAAAAACGAAUAUAAGCCCAGCAACUCCGGGAGAAACUCGGGAAUGAAAGCUUCCCCCGCAUCACAAACCAACUUGAAAGCUACCCGUGAUUACAACAGCGCAUCGUCUAAGAUAGAGUCAUCGCAUGGAUCGACCGGGCACUCAAACGGGCCAGAAGCAGCCCCCGUUGAGACUCCUGUCGCUGGGUAUUUGUCCUGCAAAACCCCGCUUUAUUUUUCUGCUCACUACUGACGGCUACGUGAUUCUUUGUCCAGAUGGUGGGGGAGUUAGAGGAUAUAGCAUGAUCAUGAUUCUACAAGAACUUAUGCUAAAAUUAUUCGUUGAGAUGCACGGCCGGGCGCCCAGAAGGGAGGAGAUCCCUAAGCCAUGCGACCACUUCGACCUGAUAGGGGGCACUGCUACUGGCGGGUAUGCCAUACAUUCCUGGUUUCCUGGGGAGCUUAGGGACAUGGGGCUAAUCUGGGUAGGCUUAUCGCGAUUCUAAUCGGGCGGCUGCGACUUGAUCUGGAAACUUGUAAGGAAGUAUACGUGAAGAUGGUAAAGAAGAUAUUCGAAACGGACAAGACAAUCGCCGGGCUGCCGUAUCGGAAAACCUUGUUUAAGGCUUCAAAACUCGAGGAGGCCAUCCGGGAGGUUGUACGUGAAACUAGCAUACAAGACGGAGAAGAGACGGUGAAUAUGUUUAUCGAUCCAAAGAGUCCGGUCGCACAAAUACGGCGGAGGCAGACUCCCAGCUCCCUUCCAGGGCCACAUGAUGGGGGUCGGAGUAGUCUGAAGCCAGGAUCAUCGCCUGGUAUACAAUGGGGAAACGAGAACGCGCUUCUACACGACUUGAGACAGGGGGGUUGCAAGACGUGAGUUCAUGGCUGUGGCUGUCCGGGUAAUCUGCUCUGUGCUUAUGGUCUUGACUCAGGUUCGUGACUGCUGUCCACAAGGGCUCAGACGAGGCAUCUUCCCCGACAUUACUCAGAACAUAUGACUCGGCGCAUGGAGCAUACCCACCUGCGGACUGCACUAUUUGGGAGGCCGGAAGGGCAACUUGUGCGACUUAUCCUGCUUUCAAACACAUUCAGAUCGGACAGAGCACGUACCUAGAUGAAGGCUCCGGGAGAUAUAGCCCCGUCGCUCAAGUUCUUGAGGAAGCACUUGUGCACGAAUGGCCCGGCAGAGAAGUGGGUGUUCUGGUCUCAUUGGGGGGCGGGAGGAGCCUAGAAGCGGCGGAGGCCAAACAAGGACCCUCUGCGAUUAAGUCGGCCACACCAUUUGGAAAGAUAAUUGAGGCCAGAGAGAAGCACCGCGCGAAGGUAGUUGACUGUGAGGAUAUCCACCAAGAGCUGUUACAAGGCCUGCACCGCACCGGUGUACAGAAGGAGAAUUACUUUAGGCUGAAUGUCGAGGUUGGGAUUGCCGACUUUGGCCUGAACGAGUGGAGCAGGUUGGCGGAUAUAUCGAGCUGCACUCGAAAGUACCUUGGCCGACAGGAUAUUCAAAUGAUGAACAACUCGGCAGCGAGUAAACUGGCCGAGAUUCAUCGCAGCAGCAAGGGUCGUCUCAAUGUAAUAAUCCUCCUUGAACUCCAAUUUAACCUAACCCGGUAGUAGCUAACUUGUUGCUUGAUAGCUGGAAAUACUCAAUCGAGAGUUACCAGAUCUGCCAAACGAGGCCUUUGACUCUGAUAGCGAGGAGGACGAGGAGGUAGCCAAACACUUUGAAGAGCUACACAGGAUAAAGAUGAAGAUUAGAACUUGAUGGGUUUUCUAUUCUCCCACCCGCACUGCAUGGGGAUGUUUCGGAUACCGGUGCCUGGUGUUUGUGGGAUUUUGCUGCUUAAUUUAGAGUAAUCGAGGGAAGAAAAGUCGAAUGAUUAAGAUAUUUUGUGACACCGGUUUUGUAGCACGGAUGUUGGAGGUGAAAGCUCCUCCGGGAUAAGAUGGUUAUUGGACAACUGCAUAGUUGGCAAUUCCUAUUCAUACGGUACAUAACCCUCCACCGACGCCGAAGGGUUGUCAAUGCUGCCCCGUGCACCGUCGAGAUCGAGUUCCUUAUUUUUUUUUCCUGUCUCCCGCGAUAGCCUGCUUGGCAUAGACCUGACAAACUGGGGAUUGGAAUACUCGAGUACUGGUACUGCGUUAUCUAGCUACUGGAUACCGGUAC